Molecule: messenger RNA, 2104 nt
Organism: Galleria mellonella (greater wax moth)
Lineage: Eukaryota; Metazoa; Arthropoda; Insecta; Lepidoptera; Pyralidae
Gene: S6KL
Product: serine/threonine-protein kinase S6KL
Exons: 10
Coding region: 116-1435 (439 amino acids)
Biological process (GO): protein phosphorylation
Molecular function (GO): ATP binding; protein serine/threonine kinase activity
Source: RefSeq, a predicted model, not a curated record
ACCCAAUUACUCAUUGUUUAUGGGUCGUUUAUGGUUUGGAAGAUGGUAUAAUAUUUUUAUUUAAUAAUGAAAAUAUAAUAUUAUCGGCAUGAAAAGGACAUGAUAUUUUAAUUUAAUGGGUAAUUCGCACAACAAGAGCAACAAUUACAGAAAUUUCAAGCAAUCCACAACUUCGGAGCGUGAUAGACAAUCCUACAAUAGCCAGUUCAGUUUGUCCCAUUUCGUCGGUAACCUCAGCGGACGCUCCUUCCAGAGCGUUACCAGUAACCAGUCUGUUUAUAGCGCAUCGCGUCCUUGGUCUCGGGUCUCCAGAAGAGGGUGGAAUGAGGCAACACUGAGGAAUCCACUUGAAGCAAGUAAAACAGCUUGGCCAGUUGCUCAUAAAGAAUCCAUCUUCCUGCCUGAGUUUCCCAUCACCACUGAUUUACUGCAACAAGACUUUCAUAUUGAGGAAACUAUAGCCAAAGGUGCUUUUGGUCAAGUCUACAAGGUGAAGAAAGUGAGUGAAGAUAAAGAAUACGCUCUGAAAGUGCUCAGCAAGGCACAGAUCGUAAAUCAAAACGCCAUACGCCAAGUGAAAGAAGAGGCCCGAAUCCAGACAGCGUGUGGUCACCAUUCCUUUAUAGCAGGGGCUGUGUCGCGGUGGCAGACAAAGAAAAGACUUUAUAUUGUUUCAGAAUACAUUCCUGGCGGUGAACUAUUAAGUCUACUAGAUAAAUACGGAAAGUUACCAGAGGAGCUUGUGAAGAUAUUCGUCGCCGAGAUCGCUAUUGCUUUAGAUUUCCUCCACAACGCCGGAGUUAUAUAUCGUGAUUUGAAGCCGGAGAAUAUCCUGCUCGACUCCGACUAUCACAUUCAGUUGGUUGACUUCGGACUCUCCAAGUGGUUGUCCAUAGGCUCGCGGACAUCUACACUCUGCGGUACUCUAAAGUAUAUGGCUCCAGAAGUGCUGAGCCGGGAGCCAUAUGGGCAUGCUGUAGAUUGGUGGUCCUUGGGAGUUAUUGUAUGCCGCAUGCUGACAAAUGAGUACCCAACGCCUGCAGUAGUGCGAAGAGCAACGGAAUUUGAUGCAGAAAAUGAACCGAAGGAGAACAAUCCUGAAGAAUCCUUAAUAAUUACAAAAAAUAAUUUGGAGAAACAGUCUCCACAAUGUCGACCUCCAGGUACGCUCCCAGAGAGUGCAGCGAUUUUGACGAAUGCAUCUCGCGGAUUACUUCUACGUUUAUUAGAAACCGAUCCUCGGGUCCGUAUGAGAAAUCUACGACAACUACAACAAAGCGCGUUUUACAUGGGAUUCAAUUUUGAACAUGUAAAAGCUAGAAAGGUGCCACCUAAAAGUAUUUUCAAGCGUCAUUUACUCGACGAACUUCCUGAAACAUCAGGAGAGAAUGUUAAAGAAAUGUUUGCAUCAUUUGAUCAAGUGAAAAUUGUAUAGUAUGUACAAACUAUAGCUUAGACAUAAUAUUAUGUGUAACUAUUCCAUUUAUGACAUAAUGACAGAGUUUUUUGUAAUACCAUUUGUCAAACAAAAAUGUCUAUAUAGAGCAAUGCGUUCCGAAACCAAAGGGUCACGCCAAAGACGUCGAUCGAUCGAUUCGUCGUCGUCAAAAGUCGUAGAAGUUGUUUCUUAUACUAUGGUAUAACUACACUCUUAAAAAUAAAAAUCAUGUAGUAUAAUAUGUAUAGUAAAUAUGAUAUAGGUGCCAUUUUAUCUACUUAACGAAUAUUUAGUAUCAAAGUAAGUUAAAGUUAUAUUCUAACUAUUAAAGUCAUGUAGACAAGUAGGUAUGUAAAUCUAAUAAAACAAAAAAGCAACAUGUGAUUUAUUUUGAGACAUUCCAAAUAUUGAAAUUAUUUUUAAAAGUAAUUUGUUACAUAAAUAAAGAGUCUACAGUUACCAAAUUAGGCGGCAUGCAAUGGACGCACGCACUGCAUUAAAUGCAUCUUGCAUAGAAAACGGUAUUAAAAUGAAUUUCACUAAAGCUAAAAGCACAAACUAUGUAAAUUAAAAAUAGGUAAAAUAGGUAAAGGCAGUAUAAAGAAUACUCGUACAUACUUGUAAUUAAUUGAAUCUCAAAUCAAUUUUUGUUUACGGCAGGAAUUU